UGGGGCGGCUCCCAGCGCCGCCGGCCGCGAGGCGCUGAACUGCGGGCGCUCUCCGGGCUAAGCCUGCGCCGGGCGUCUCGCUCACUCGCUCCCAGCUCCGCAGGCGGCCUGCGCGUCCUGACCACUGCGCCCGAGGAGGCCGAGGCGAAGGCAGGAGCUGGCCCUUGGCUCCGUGGCCAGCAAGGCUGUGGGGACAUGGCAAUCUGUGCGGGGCUCGUCCUGGAAGGGAGCAACUUGAGUCACUGUGAUGCCUGAGGAGCAGGUGUGACGUUCCUCUGGGUCCUUCAUGGUGUCCUCCUCCAUCUUCUCCACACCACUGCGCCACACGGCUCCUGAACCAUGGGGGAAAACGAGGACGAGAAGCAGACCCAGGCCGGGCAGAUUUUUGAGAACUUUGUCCAGGCUUCCACAUGCAAGGGCACCCUCCAGGCCUUCAACAUCCUCACGCGACACCUGGACCUAGACCCCCUGGACCACAGGAACUUUUAUUCCAAGCUCAAGUCCAAGGUGACCUCCUGGAAGGCCAAAGCCCUGUGGCACAAGUUGGACAAGCGUGGAUCCCACAAGGAGUAUAAGCGCGGGAAGUCAUGUAUGAACACCAAGUGUCUCAUCGUUGGGGGCGGACCAUGUGGUCUGCGCACGGCCAUUGAACUUGCCUACCUGGGGGCCAAGGUGGUCGUGGUGGAGAAGAGGGACACCUUCUCCCGGAACAACGUGCUGCACCUCUGGCCUUUCACCAUCCAUGACCUGCGGGGCCUGGGAGCCAAGAAGUUCUACGGGAAGUUCUGUGCUGGCUCCAUCGACCACAUCAGUAUUCGUCAGUUACAGCUCAUCCUAUUCAAGGUCGCCCUGAUCUUGGGAGUUGAAAUCCAUGUGAAUGUGGAGUUUGUGAAAGUUCUGGAGCCACCCGAAGAUCAAGAAAACCACAAAAUUGGCUGGCGGGCAGAAUUUCUCCCUGCUGACCACUCCCUGUCAGAGUUCGAGUUCGAUGUCAUCAUUGGUGCUGAUGGCCGCAGGAACUCACUGGAAGGGUUCAGGAGGAAAGAGUUCCGUGGGAAGUUGGCUAUUGCAAUCACUGCCAACUUCAUAAACAGAAACAGCACCGCUGAGGCCAAGGUGGAAGAGAUCAGCGGCGUGGCCUUCAUCUUCAAUCAGAAAUUCUUCCAGGACCUUAAGGAGGAAACAGGGAUCGAUCUGGAGAACAUUGUCUACUACAAGGACUGCACCCACUACUUUGUCAUGACUGCCAAGAAGCAGAGCCUGCUGGACAAAGGGGUCAUCAUCAACGACUACAUCGACACAGAGAUGCUGCUGUGCUCGGAGAAUGUGAACCAGGACCACCUGCUCUCGUACGCCCGCGAGGCUGCAGACUUCGCCACCAACUACCAGCUGCCAUCCUUAGACUUCGCCAUGAACCACUACGAGCAGCCCGACGUGGCCAUGUUCGACUUCACCUGCAUGUACGCCUCGGAGAACGCGGCCCUGGUGCGCGAGCGCCAGUCCCACCAGCUGCUCGUGGCCCUGGUGGGCGACAGCUUGCUUGAGCCCUUUUGGCCCAUGGGCACGGGCUGUGCCCGCGGCUUCCUGGCAGCCUUUGACACAGCCUGGAUGGUGAAGAGCUGGGACCAGGGUGCUCCUCCGCUGGAGCUGCUGGCUGAGAGAGAAAGUCUUUACCGGCUGUUACCUCAAACGACCCCGGAGAACAUAAACAAGAACUUUGAGCAGUACACGCUGGACCCAGGCACACGGUACCCAAACCUCAACUCCCACUGUGUGCGGCCCCAUCAGGUGAAGCAUUUGUACAUCACUAAGGAGCUGCACCACUCCCCCCUCAAGAGGCUGGGCUCCAUGAGGAGAUCCGUGGGCCUCUCCAGGCAGGAGUCAGACAUCCGGCCCAGCAAGCUCUUAACCUGGUGCCAGCAGCAGACCGAGGGCUACCAGCACGUCAACAUCACCGACCUGACCACGUCCUGGCGGAGUGGCCUGGCCCUGUGUGCCAUCAUCCACCGCUUCCGGCCUGAGCUGAUCAACUUUGACUCUCUGAACGAAGAUGAUGCUGUGGAGAACAACCAGCUGGCGUUUGACGUGGCCGAGCGAGAAUUUGGCAUCCCCCCAGUGACCACAGGCCAAGAGAUGGCGUCAACGCAGGAGCCCGACAAGCUCAGCAUGGUCAUGUACCUGUCCAAGUUCUAUGAGCUCUUCCGGGGCACCCCGCUGAGGCCUGUGGACACUUGGGGCAAAAACUAUGGAGAAAAUGCUGACUUGGGCGUGGCCACAUCAUCCCUUCCUCACAACUAUCUCAACCUCACGCUUCCCAGGAAGAGGACUCCACGAGUGGACAACCAAACGGAGGAGAAUAACGACAUGAACAAACGGAGGCGGAGAGGCUUCAACAGCCUGCACGAGCGGUCAGCCUUUUCCAGCCGGAGUUUGGGCUCCAGUCAAGAGGGCGGUGUCAGUAAAGAAGGUGGAAAUCAGAACAAAGUCAAGUCCAUGGCAAGUCAGCUGCUGGCCAAGUUCGAGGAGAGCUCUCGGAACCCUUCACUCCUGAAGCAGUCUGACUCAGCCUUUUCCUUCGUGUUUCCUGCGGCUGCUAUUUUGGACUUCCCGUCCUCCUCCCAGGAACGCCAUGUCUCGGGGACAGGUAAGCCUGUCCUUCGCUCGUCCUCUGACCCUCCUGUUCACUCUCGCUGUCUCCAGCCAGAAGAUCUCACCGCCAGCCCGCCGCCUCCUCUGAAAAGGCAGUUCCCCUCCGUGGUUGUGACGGGGCAUGUGCUCCGAGAGAUAAAUCAAGUGCCUGCUGGCGGAGAGUGCCCGAGCCGGCCCCGCAGAGCCCGAGCCCAGUCUGACCUGCAGCUGGGGGGGCGCGAAGAAAUCCCUGCCUGCCAGGGGGCGCUGGCCCUGUCGGGGGUGCUGCGGCGGCUGCAGCUAGUGGAGGAGAAGAUUCUCCAGAAGAGGGCUCAGAACUUGGCCAACAGGGAAUUUCACAAAAAGAACAUUAAGGAGAAGGCGGCUCACCUGGCCUCCAUGUUUGGACAUGGGGAUUUCCCUCAGAAUAAGCUCCUCUCUAAAGACCUGUCUCAUACUCAGCCUCCGUCUUCUCCCUCCUGCCUUCCAUCUCCUGACCCAGCAGCUGCCGCUUCCUCUCCGUCGGCUGUUGACUCUGUUUCUCCUGCCAGAAAGCUGACGGUAGGGAAAGUGUCCAGCGGAAUAGGGGCUGCAGCCGAAGUCCUGGUCAAUCUGUACAUGAAUGAUCACAGGCCUAAGGCCCAGGCCACCUCUCCAGACCUGGAGACGACUCGAAAGGCCUUUCCCCUGAACCUGGGCGGCAGCGACACCUGCUUCUUCUGCAAGAAGCGCGUGUACGUGAUGGAGAGGCUGAGCGCCGAGGGCCACUUCUUCCACCGGGAGUGUUUCCGCUGCAGCGUCUGCGCCACCACCCUGCGCCUGGCCGCCUACGCCUUCGACUGCGAGGAAGGCAAGUUUUUCUGCAAGCCUCAUUUCAUUCACUGUAAAACCAAUACUCAGCAACGGAAGAGACGGGCAGAUCUGAAGCAACAAAGAGAGGAGGCGGGAAUGUGGCCGGAGCACGAAGCCCCUCGGCAAGAACCUCCCACAGAAAGCUCUUGUGCAGCCGCUGCCCUGGGCCCCGCAACGGGCAGCCCCCCAGACGAGCCAACCUCCCCCAAGAAGCCCAAGAGCGUCCCGCAGCCAGAGUCCGGCGAUGUGGAAGGCGAAGCCACCUCUCCCCCGCCCUCCGAGUGGACCUCCGUGAGGAUCAGCCCCGGGGAGGGCGUGGCUGGGCAGGACGUGCUGGCUGUGCGUGUCCUGGUCACCAGUGAUGACGACAGCAGCUCUGAUGCGGAGUUGAACUGCAGCAGCCACAGCAGCGAGGCCUCCAGCAUGGAGCCCUGUGAGGAGAGAUCCCAGCAGCCGGACCCCCCAACCCCGCUGGAGCCCCUCAGCCGCCACAUCUGCCUGAGGGAGCCCCUCAGCCGCCACAGCUCCCUGAGGGAGCCCCCGAGCAGGGCCGCCUCUGCACAGGGCUCCGAGGAGCCCCAAGCUCUGCAUGCUCUGCAGCGGGCCAACAGCCUCCAGUCCCCAAGUCUCAGCAAAUACCAGAGCUGGAGAAGAACGUGCCCGCCAAGUUCCACGCCGGUGAGCUAUGCGAGAAUUGUGCCGCCUCCACAGGACGCGUCCCCUUCCGCUUCUGCUUCCUCCUUGUCUUCUGCCUCCUCCUCCCCCGCGUCCUCCGCAGACAGUGUCCCAGGCUACGUUCUGAGAGGUCCCCCCUCACCUCAGGCCUCAAGAGCUCAUUUCAGCCCUUCCACCCCGAUCGUUCUGAGGCGAGCCAGAGCCCAGGCAGCACCCAGCGAAAUCCCUCUCUACCUGCCGCACGGCCAGGUGCUGGGGCGGCCAGAGCGCUGCCUGGUGAGGCCGGGGGGAGAGGGCCUCGCCAGCCCCAGGCCCCCCAGCCCUGCAGCGGUGGCUUCCGAUGGCUCUCAGGAUGCCAGCGGCAUCCACAGAGGCCCACACCCCAUUGGAGGGCAGGGCAGGUGCUCGCCAGACCAGGAGCUGUCUCCUAGGGCUGCGGAGGGCUGGGGACAAGGGUAUCCGGACUCCCAGACCCGGACGGGAGAGGACGGUGGGUCCGAGCCAGCCGAGGGGAAGAAGCCGGGCUUGAAGAAGCUGGCUCUCACCCAGGAGCAGAAGAGCCAGCUGCUGGAUUGGAAUGACUCCCACCCCCAGAGCUCGCGCCUGGACACUGGGCCGCAGCCUUCCCAGAACGGUGCCCAGCAUGGCAGAGGCGGCCGUGUGCUGAAGCCAGUCCGCCCCUUGGUGCUCCCGGGGAGAGAGAGCCUGCCCGCUCAGGCAGAGGCUCCGGAGAAGAGGGGGACCCCCGCUGGAAGGACUUCAGGGGAGCAAAGCGUGGCUCCACCCAAGUCCCCACUGAGACUCAUUGCCAACGCCCUCCGAAGGUCCUUCCAGGCCCUCUCCCACCCGGAAGGCGGGAGGAAGGCUUUGCCUGCCAGCCAGCCGCAAGCUUGCACGCGCUCCUUCAGCCUCCGGAAACCCAGCGGCCACAAAGACUGGAACCAGCCGUCCCCCGGGAGAGACAUGGCCAGCAGGGCCUCUGCCUUCUUCUCCCUGAGCAGCCCGCCGGUCAGGGCCGCCCAGCCCCCCACCCCUGGCCUUCCCGACCCUGCCCUCUGCACCCACAGCUUGCCCAGCGGGCCCUCCAGGAGGUCCCCUGCGUUGGCAUCCCCACCCUGCAGCAAGAUGGACGAUGUCCCCAAACUCCUGGAGAAAGUGAGCUUGCAAGAGACCUUUCCAGAUGCUUCCAGGAGUCCAAAGAGAAAAAUCUUCUCCUCCCUCAGACUCAAAGACAGAUCGUCGGAGAGUUCUCUCCAAGAAUCCAGGCUAAGAAAGGACUUCCGUGACAUCUUCAGCAUCCCCAAGGGGAAGGUGCAGCCUGUGGACAGUGCGCGGCUGGGGCAGAGGGCCGGCCCUCCUUCUCCAGAGCGAGAUGCAAGUCCCAAGCACGUCCCCAUCAGGGCGCAGGUGACAGGGGCUGCCUCCUCCUCCACCACCUCCUCCUCGGCAGAUGAAGAAUCUGAUCCCCAGCUUUCCUUGCGGUCAAAGGAGAGGAAGACACUUAGAAGAAGAAGGAAGUUGGAGAAAGCAACAAAACAACUGGUUAAGCAAGAAGAAUUAAAAAGACUUCAUAAAGCUCAGGCCAUCCAGAGGCAGCUGGAGGAGGUGGAGGAGCGGCAGAGGGCCUCCGAGAUCCAGGGCGUGAGGCUGGAGAAGGCGCUCAGAGGAGAAGCAGAUUCAGGCACACAGGAUGAAGCACAGCUUUUGCAGGAAUGGUUUAAGCUGGUUCUGGAGAAGAAUAAAUUAAUGCGAUAUGAGUCGGAGCUACUGAUCAUGGCCCAAGAGCUAGAAUUAGAAGAUCAUCAAAGCAGACUGCAGCAGAAAUUACGAGAGAAAAUGCUUAAGGAGGAGAGCCAGAAAGAUGAGAAUGAUCUAAAGGAAGAGCGAGAAAUAUUCGAUGAGAUGAUGCAAGUGAUUAAGCAGAGGGACCAACUCGUGGAUUCCUUAGAGGAGCAGCGCAUCAAAGAAAAGGCUGAGGACCAGCACUUUGAAAGCUUCAUAUUCUCCAGGGGCUAUCAGCUGAGCAGGACGUGAGCACGGCCCCCCCACUCGGAGCCAGCCAAGGACGGGAUCCUGCCCAGCACACCUCACACACUCCGACUUCCUUUGGCAGCAUUCGUCAGACCUGCGACUUGAGUUACAACCAUAUGGCAAUAUGUUUUCAAAAAUUAAAAUUCUCUCACAUGUACUACAGCUGCCCCAGAUCCUUCCUUCCAGAGGAUAUAAUGGAGAAAAUGCAAAGACGCUUUUGGAAUCGGCAGUCCACCUCAGCAGAUCUCUCUGAUUGGAGGUGGCCUUGGCAGGUGGCCAGCAUUGUUUUCCCUAGAAGGUGACACAGAUGGACUUUCCUUCUGCUUUUUACCACGUAUAUGCCCAAUCCAUUGAGUUGCACAUCUUAAGAUUUGUUAAGAAGCUGCCUUUUCAUUAAUAUAGCCACAUUUGCCUUUUUUCAUUUUUCAUGGAUGACUGGUUUCCAAAUGUCAGGAGGAAGCAGCAGUAGUUUAAAGAUUAGGUUAAUAUUUAAAUUGUUUCUCCAGCGAAAGAGGAGAAACCUUGAGAUUACUGAUUACAUAAAGCAAAUAACUCACAUAGCAGGUGUUAAUUCAAUCCAGGGUGGAUUUAAUUUACCAGGUGUACUUAUAAGCCUUAAUAUAAUAUCCAUAAGCAAUGAGAGUUUAAUAGGACAUUUGAACUUUCAUUUUAUUUAAAAAAGAAAGGAAAUAGAACUUUGUACCAGCAGGGUCACUAAUUUUCACCAAGUACUGUUGGCUUAGAAAGGCUUUUUAUUCUCAGAGUACUGUCCUUAUGGCCCCUGGGACAUACUGGAAAGCAUUUUUAGAAAAUGAAUAU
Pipistrellus kuhlii (Kuhl's pipistrelle) is the source of this 7005-nucleotide messenger RNA. RefSeq names its product microtubule associated monooxygenase, calponin and LIM domain containing 2 (gene MICAL2). Bases 340 to 6189 code for a protein of 1949 amino acids. The record is from RefSeq and is a predicted model, not a curated record. Lineage: Eukaryota; Metazoa; Chordata; Mammalia; Chiroptera; Vespertilionidae. Gene Ontology annotation, molecular function: protein binding; FAD binding. The transcript has 36 exons.